This is a messenger RNA of Anneissia japonica, 6706 nucleotides long. Its product is annotated as calcineurin subunit B type 1. NCBI's taxonomy places the organism in Eukaryota, Metazoa, Echinodermata, Crinoidea, Comatulida, Comatulidae. The record is from RefSeq and is a predicted model, not a curated record. Gene Ontology annotation, molecular function: calcium ion binding; calcium-dependent protein serine/threonine phosphatase regulator activity.
GGGAAUGAAGGGUCAUUACCGAUGGAGAUGUGCUCCAAUUUUGAUGCAGAUGAAAUCAAACGGUUAGGGAAAAGAUUCAAGAAAUUGGACCUUGAUAACUCAGGAUCCCUGAGCAUAGAUGAGUUCAUGUCACUACCAGAACUGCAACAGAACCCCCUUGUUCAAAGGGUUAUCGACAUAUUCGACGAGGAUGGAAACGGAGAAGUGGAUUUUAAAGAGUUUAUCCAAGGUGUGUCUCAGUUCAGUGUCAAAGGUGAUAAAGAAUCAAAGUUGAAAUUUGCCUUUAGAAUUUACGAUAUGGACAAAGAUGGGUUUAUUUCAAACGGAGAACUCUUUGCCGUUUUGAAGAUGAUGGUUGGGAACAACUUGAAAGAGACGCAGCUUCAACAGAUUGUGGAUAAAACAAUAAUCAAUGCCGAUAAGAAUGGAGAUGGAAAGAUUUCAUACGAAGAAUUUUGUGGAAUUGUUGGUACUAUGGAUAUUCACAAGAAGAUGGUUGUAGACGUAUGACAAGUUUCAAGGGAGCGAGAAAAGUUUUUAAUGUGUUCAGAAAUUUUCAUGAUACUAGAAUCGGUCGCAGGUGAGGCCAUUCUGACCCUCGCAUCCAAAGCAAAGAUUUUCAUCUGUGGCCUAACACAGCCAUGUGCUGACGUAUCUGAAUGUUUUGUAUGUUGCCAUGGCAAUGAGAGGAAGCUUGUUCUUGUGAGCGAUUGCAUAAUAUUUUUAUUUUCUGUAUUCCUGUUGCUAAAGACCCAAAUGCACAUUUCGUUUUUCAGUUGCAAAUUUCCUUUAACAAUCAAGUUUAGUAUGUAAUAUGAUAAUCUGCAAGUUGGUUACUAACCUUGAGAAUAAAAAAUCAAUGUAUUCUGGUGUUAUUAUGCCCAAACAAAAUUCAGUUUUAUGUAUACCAGUAAAUAUACUGUUAAUUGACAUAAUUCAAUAGAAAUAUAAAUAUUUCUAAACUAUAAAAUAUUUUAACACUUAAUGAAAAAAAAAACAACCAGUAAAAAUGUUAAAUCCUAUUACAAGGCAACCUUGGCAAAAAAAAAAAUCAUACUUUACCUUCGCAUAGCGAUGUAUUAUUUAUUACUUGUGAUUUUUAUGUUAUGACAUUAAUAUCUAAUAUAAACAUUCUUUAUAAUUGAUAUUGCAUUGGUCCCCCAUUACCUAUUGCUUCUUGUCACUCCAUUGCUUUUUGUAUUACUAUAUAAUUUUUCUCUUUGUCAUAAUUCCCACCUUUGCACUUCUAUCACAAUCCCUUCUUCAUUUUUAUAACUAUUUCCCAUGUCAUUGCUCUUCUAUCAUAUUUUAUUCUUUGUUCUUUCUAUCUGCAUUCCCGCCUUUCCACCACUUAUUUAUCAUAUUUCUCUCCCAGUUAAGUUUGUGGAAGCCUAGGUAUUCAAAGUUUGCAUUUGUCAAUAUCUCCAAGUUAUUCAUUAACUCUUCAUUAAAAUUUAGACUUGCUUUACCAGCAGAGUAAUCAUAAUAAUUAUACAUAUUUUAUUUCAACCUUUAAAAAUAAUAAUAUUCUAUAUGAAUGUGAUAAACCUAAAAAGUCCCAACCAAUAUUAACAUGACAAAUGUUUAUUGCAUUUUACGAAAAUGCUACAAGUUUUGUAAUAAUUUGUCACAUUUCUUUGGUUGUUUUUUAUUCAUUCAUUUGAACAAUUUUGGAAUAAUACAAUUUAAAUAAUGACUGUGAGAUUCUUGUUUUUACAAAAAAAAUAAAUAAAUAUUAGUGAUAAAUACUAAAGUAGAAACGAUUGAAACCGAUAUGUGUGAUGAUUGUGUUUUUGAAGAUGAUUAUUAAAUUUAUAGCUAGCAUAAAUAGUAAACUUAUUACUCAUAUUGGUUGUAUAUUUAACUUGGUAAUUGGAUUGUAUGUGAUAAAUAUAUUAUAAAUGGUAAAUGUUGUAAAAAGUGUUUCUUUUAUUGUGUAAUGUUGAAAUAAUACAAAUUGAAAGAUUUUUGAUGUGGAAAAGUACUUUCUACUUGAUAUGCUAGUUUAUUAUAAUUAUUUUAAUGCAGGUUUUAUUAAUGGUAACUUAAGUGACCAUAGGAAACUUAAUUUCCCUUUCAGAUGUACCCUCUCAAAAGCUUCAUAUUUGUAUUAAGAACGUAUAAUGAUAUCAGGAAUCAUACUAUAUUGUUUAUAUAUGGUAUUAUGUUUUUUGGAGAGGUGGUUUGCCUCUAAGAAUGUGUGUGGUAGGUUAUGCUUUGUGCAUGAUUCCACUUGUGUUAUUGAGCAGAGCAUGCCUACACUUAUUCCCAACCAAGAAGUAUAGAAGCGUAUUUAGUAGGGUUGAUGUGGCAUUAAAUACUUGAGCUCCCAGGGAGCAGUGGAGAUUUGCAUGGUUACCAAAUUAUGGAAAUAGUGACCAUGGGUAAUAUCGCUGCCAACUCUCAUACUUUUUUGAAAAGUGAUUUUAAUAUAAAAAAUGGUUUUAUUGCAUUGCUUUCAAAAUAUUUUGAAUGUUAAAUACUGUAUUAUUACAGGUAAUUACUACAGAUUUAUCUCCCAAUUUACUAAAUAAACAUUAAUUUGUUGCACAUUUAUGAUUAUUAUUUUUGUCCACAUACAAAAAAAAUGUGGUAUGUUUCCUGCUGUUUUGUCAGCAUACUUAAUUAUGAUUACAUUGUAAAUAAUAUACACCUUACUUCACAAAGUACUUCUCAUAAUACAGUUAUACCCUUUGAUUUGUUUACAUAUUCAUCGUAAUGUCUGGCCCCUCUCCAACCCCAACAAUGCUUAUUUACUUUGGUGUACUAUGUUCUUGCAUUAUUCCUUAUAUUCUGAAUAUAAAUAAUAACAAGUUUGAUAUUAUCUAUUCAUGUUUUCUGUUUUCACUUGCCAGUACUCUUUAUUGUGUUACUACAGAAUUGGAAUGCAUAACUAGGACCUAGAAAAUACAGUAGUAGUUAGGGGCGGAUUCAGAGAUGUGGAAAAGGGGGGGGGGGGAGUGCCAAAAUUGGUUGAGCGGGGGAAUUCCCCACGAAAUUCUUGUUUUCUAGAUGCCCAAAAAUACCCUCUGAGGUGUUUCGGGUGAUCAAUUUUUCCUUUCCUUCCACAAAUCCGCCCCUGGUAGUAAGUAGUAUAAGUACUAGUGGUAGUAGUACUUUGGUUAGCUUGGUUCCAAUUCUUUUCGACAAUACCAUGCCAAGUAGCAUGGAAAUGGUUGAAACUUGGUUGUAUUUUGCUGUGUUGAAAUUAACUUGAUGUCACUGUUGGGUCACAAUGGAAGGUCUUAAAUUUCAAUCUCAAUUUAGAACUAUAACAAAUUAUGAACGUGGACUUUAAUAUAUGAAACUAUUACAUGGAUAUGUUAUAUAAAAUAAUAAUUUGUGGUAUAAGGAUGGCACUGCUAAAAGUUUUAGUUCAAUUUCAUAGACUGGUGGUUUUCAGAAAUUGCGUAUUAGACACCAAUAAUUCUCAAUCAGGUUCUGUGCACCCAAGGGCGUCGAUCUGUGUAUUGUGGGUAUUGGAGAUUGGGGUGGGGGAUAAAUGGGAAAGAAGAAACCCUUGUGCUACAGCCCUCAAGCUUUGGCUAGGGCCCCUGAUGGAGUCCAGAGGAAAAGCCCCAGAAGCUCCAUCCAUCGCUCUAGCCUUUUAUCACAUUUAAUUGGCUUUAGGGGUAACAUUAACAAUUAACAUUUAUUUCCACACUAGGUUUUCAGAAUAUUAAACAUAAAAAGUGUAUCAGUUUAUCUCUUAAUCUUGACACAGUGGCCCACUUAAAUACUUUGUGCAGAAUAACAUUCAUAAAAAUAUUGAUUUAUCUUACUUAUUACCUAUUGAUUAUCUCAUGUUAUAUGUUUUUAAAUGAGAUUAUUUGAGUCAUUCAUAAUUGUUGCUCUUCUUUCCACCCCAUUAAAAAGCAGGGUUUUAACAAUAGAAGAAUGGUUAUUAGUGGGUGUGGGGAAGACAAUUAAUACGAAGUCCCCCUGACCCCCACCAGUCGACGCCCAUGUGUGCACUAACCAGUCCUGGUAAAAUAUUUUUAUGACGCCUGGCAAUGACUGUAUUCUUUUUAAUGCUUUGUGCACCAGCCAGUCCUGGAAAAAUAUUAGGCAGAUGUAUAGCCAGUAAAACUUGGUAAAAUACCUCUCGUUUACACAACAGUUUGUGGUUAUUAGUCAUUGCGCAAUUCAACCCUAAGCUUAAGAAAUAUUAAUUUUUCAGAAGACUACAGUUUCAUUGAUGUUUGGGCUGUAUCUACUGCCCUCUCUAGAUGGGAUGGUCAAACUUUCAAAACAAACUAGUAAAUUUAAGUUUUUAUUACUGGUGUAUUAUUUACAUGUUUUAUCAGAGAACUAGAUCUAUGAAUUAGUGUUUUACACAUGAGCAAUCAAGAUGGUUGACAUUUGACACCUGUAGGAUUACAAUAAAAUAUAAAUAAGAUAUUGGACAUUUAAAACUUGGACAUUAUUAGCUGCCGUCCUACUGCAUAUCGAUUUUUAAAGCAAGAGUGUAAAUCUAGGGGCAUUAGGGGGCAUGGCCAUAGUUUUAGAAAAAACCUGCUAUAAGUGAGGGGGUGAGCAUCCAUAUUUUCUAUAAAUCUGCCAUUGUUGUUAAAGCAUAAUAUUGUAAUGUUGCAAUUGAUAUCAUGUACAAUACUAUAGUAUUAACUCUUCGGAAUUCUUGUAAGCAUAUAAGUAAUUCUUUCUUGAGCCAAGAUAUUUUCAUUAUCAAAAUUAUUAUAUAUAUCUGCUAUGGAGGGCAGGAACCCUCAAUUUAUGUUUAAUUAGAAUAAAUUUGCUAUCCCACAUGAUCAUGUGAUAGGCAAGCAUUUUAAAGGUCAGAGGUCGUGUCUAAUGUAAUCACAAUAUAUAACAGUAUUAAUGCGGGCUCGCUUUCAGUAUUUACAUGAGCAUAUGGGAUUGGCUAAGAUGUGAAACUAUUCUUUGUUCAUGAAUGUUUACUUAUAAUUAUAUGGAUAAAUUUGAUAAUGUAAUUCAUGGUAGUUGAAUAUUUCCAGUCAUACCUACUUUCUAUUGCAUAAUAUAAAACGUAAAUGUUAAUAAUAAUAAUUUUUAAAAAUGUUUCUGGAUGGUGGCUUCUUUUACAACUUUGUUUUUGUUGCGCAAGAAUCACUAUUUGUUUUUAGGAUUUCCUUUUUAUGCUUUCAAAGUAUUCUUGAGUUAAUUCUUUUUGUGUUUGCUUCUGGAAAGCAAUUUAGUUUGAGAAUUUUAUGUGAAAUUGUUGUUAAUUAUAGUACAUUAAUUUGUGUUUACAUCAUUGAACUGUGCAUAUCCUACUGACUCAGGUUUAAGCCCAUCCAUUGAGUUUAAGCCUCAUCAAUACUAAGAAAUUGUCAUGAUCCUCUUAUUUAUAAGCCCAGAAGCUAACCUGCUAUUUUUCAGAUAUACAUUACCCUAUGUAAUUGUUGUUUUCUAGACGCCAAGGAAUAAACUCCGAGGCGUUUUGGGUGAUCAAUAAUUUCUUUUAUUUUUUUUUUUUAACUUCCUAAAAGGUGGGGCUCAGCACCCUCCACCCCCGCCCCCAAAUGUUCCCCUGAUUAUGGGAUUGGGUUUAUAUCCUGGUCAGUGUGGAAACUUUUAGUGGUGUACAGUAAUCUUUGUACUAAAAUAUUUUUUAGCUUGAUGUUGUUACAUAGAACAAAUCUUCUCAUUUCAUAUUAGUAGGGGUGCUGGGGUGACAUCCCCCCCCCCCCGUUUUGCCACAAAAUGUUAAAAAUUUCAAUGCAUAUCAAUGUUUUGUGAUACUCACUUAUCUAUUCUGAAACUGUUGUGCCCCUUCACCUCAUUUGAAGAAUUCCGGAUCUACCUCUGGUAGUAUUAUUAACAUGCUAAUUUUAUUGCAUUUAUAUUGCGCAACAAAGGAACAGUUGUGCUAGAGAUAAAAAAUGAAAAACUCAGACAAGUUACAAUAUUGUAACUAACUAUUUCAUCAGAAUGCGCAUAAAGUUAAAUGUGAUUAACCACAAGCCAUUGUCUUGUUGAUAUACCAUAUUCUGUGAUGAGCUGAAAAUCUGUUAGAUUUCUGUCUUGGGUAUAACAAGGAUCUAUUAAUAGUUCCAUAUUGUUUUGGUAUUACAAUUGUAUGUUAAAUAACUAAGAAGUCCCAAUUGUUAAUGAAAAGAAUAUAAUUAUGGUGACAACAUAAUUUCAACUUGCCAAAUGUUCUUAUCCCAAUGUGCAAAAGACAGGUAGCAGGCAAAUAGCGCCACUGAAUGUUCUAUUGUAAUGCUCAGAAAAUGGUCAUUUACCACUGAAAAUGACUCACUCUUGGAGCUAGUAAUGUACCUCCAUGAAUCGGUCUAUUUCUAAAGCGUCAUUCCAAGAAUUAUUGCUUGUUACACCUUCAAGGAGAAAUCGCAAACAAUUUGGAUUACAUAACAAAUGCUAAUAUUUUUAAUAAACAGAUGUACUUAUUUGGAAAUUCACUCAAAGAAUCCCUGUCUCGCAUAAGAAUGUGCGAGACUAAUAUCAGUUCUAUUGCCUAUGUUUCAUGUUAAUAUAUGAGACUAAUAUCAGAUCCCUUGAGCAUUACUAUUUCAUGUGAGAUUGUAUACAUUGUGUUAUUGUAUUAAUGUAUCUGUGAUUAUUAUAUUAUUAUAAUAAUUAUAUUGGCAGGUUUAUUAUAUUUGAUUAGUUUUUUUUAUUUGUUUAUUUUUUUAAUCUGAUUGUUUUGCAUAAGCAUGGAUUGUUUGAUACUGACAAUAAAAUGAUACACUUUAGAAGAUUA